Molecule: messenger RNA, 1299 nt
Organism: Populus trichocarpa (black cottonwood)
Lineage: Eukaryota; Viridiplantae; Streptophyta; Magnoliopsida; Malpighiales; Salicaceae
Product: probable cinnamyl alcohol dehydrogenase 6
Exons: 6
Coding region: 97-1179 (360 amino acids)
Biological process (GO): lignin biosynthetic process
Molecular function (GO): zinc ion binding; cinnamyl-alcohol dehydrogenase activity
Source: RefSeq, a predicted model, not a curated record
UCCUCCCAUAAAUAAACAUACUCGAGAGAGCAUCUUCUUUUCAAGCGACCCAUUUUUCCCCUGCCUCUGUCCGAGCAGAGCCUCGAGUCUCAGGUUAUGGCUCAAACAACUCCAAACCACACGCAGACCGUUUCUGGCUGGGCAGCCCUCGACUCUUCUGGCAAAGUCGUCCCUUACACUUUCAAAAGAAGGGAGAAUGGUGUCAACGAUGUGACCAUAGAGAUUAUGUAUUGCGGCAUAUGUCAUACUGAUCUCCAUUUUGCAAAGAACGAUUGGGGCAUUUCCAUGUACCCAGUUGUCCCCGGGCAUGAAAUUACUGGGAUAAUCACGAAGGUGGGGAGCAACGUGAACAAGUUCAAGUUGGGAGACAGAGUUGGAGUGGGGUGCUUAGCAGCUUCAUGUUUGGAGUGUGAUUUCUGCAAGAGCUCGCAUGAGAAUUAUUGUGACCAAAUACAGUUGACUUACAAUGGUAUUUUCUGGGAUGGUAGCAUCACUUAUGGUGGCUACUCUAAAUUCCUGGUUGCAGAUCACAGGUAUGUGGUGCGGAUACCAGAAAACCUGCCAAUGGAUGCAACAGCGCCCCUCCUCUGUGCAGGAAUUACUGUAUUCAGCGCUUUCAAGGAUAGCAACUUGGUCGACACACCAGGAAAAAGGGUAGGGGUGGUUGGUCUCGGAGGUCUAGGACAUGUAGCUGUCAAGUUUGGCAAGGCAUUUCGUCACCAUGUAACUGUGAUCAGCACCUCUCCGUCUAAAGAAAAAGAGGCCAGAGAACGCUUGGGAGCUGAUGAUUUCAUUGUCAGCACUAAUGCCCAAGAACUUCAGGCAGCGAGAAGAACUCUAGAUUUUAUCGUGGAUACAGUGUCAGCUAAGCAUUCUCUGGGGCCAACACUAGAAUUACUCAAAGUAAACGGGACAUUGGCAGUGGUAUGCGCACCAGACCAGCCGAUGGAACUGCCAGCUUUUCCUCUGAUAUUCGGCAAGAGAUCUGUGAGGGGCAGCAUGACAGGAUCAACGAAAGAAACACAAGAGAUGCUGGAUGUGUGUGGCAAGCACAACAUAACUUGUGACAUUGAGCUUGUGAAAACAGACAACAUUAAUGAGGCUUGGGACCGCCUUGCAAGAAACGAUGUCAGAUAUCGUUUUGUCAUUGACAUUGCUGGAAAGUCUUCAAAUCUUUAGAGAUACAGAAGUGCUCCCUCACAUAAUAGUAUAUUCCUUUUUCUUAAUUUCGUGGGCAUAUUUCUUUUGUUUUCGUGUGUCGCCGGAAAUAAACAGUUAUUGCAAAUUUCGGUUGGAUCA